AUGUCUCUCUCAGGAACCAUGCGCGCCGUUGUCUUCAAUGGGCCUCAAUCCGUGUCUGUCGAGCAACGCCCGAUCCCUACCAUCCAAGAUGACGGCGACGUAAUUGUCAAGGUGCAGGCGACGGCUCUCUGCGGCUCGGAAUUGCAUGUCUUCCGCGGCCACCAACCAUCUGAGACGGGCUUCAUCAUGGGCCAUGAGUUCACUGGCUCAGUUGUCGAAAAAGGCGCCGCUGUGACCUCCUUGAACAUUGGUGACAGGGUUGUCUCUCCCUUCACCUCGUCGUGUAUGCAAUGCUUCUAUUGCAAGAAUGGGUACACCUCCCGUUGCAUCCGUAGCAAGCUAUUUGGUUGCGGUGUGUUGGACGGUGGCCAGGCCGAAUACGUGCGUAUCCCCGAUGCCGACGGAACCGCCAUGAAGGCCCCAACCACCAUCUCCGACAAUGCUCUGGUUCUCAUGGCAGACAUCUUCCCCACCGGCUUCUUCGGCGCAAAGUCUGGCUUCAACUUGCUCAAGGAGGAAGAGAGAUCAAAUGCCACAGCUGUUGUCAUUGGAUGCGGACCCGUCGGCCUUUGUGCCGUCAUUUCGGCCCUUGAGUUCCGUCCCAAGCAUCUUUUUGCCAUUGACAGCGUAGACAGUCGCCUAGAGCUUGCUAGGAACCUUGGAGCAGAGCCCUUGAACUUCAAAACUGAUCGCGCAGGGAUGGAGAAGCGGAUCAAGGAGGUGACUAACGGCCGUGGAGCCGAUGUUGUUAUCGAGGUUGUCGGUCUGAGCCCUGCUCUCAGAACUGCAUUCGACAUCAUCAGGCCAUUCGGUGUUAUUGCAAGCAUUGGUGUCCACAACGGCGAGGUUGGCAUUCCAUGGACCGGUACCGAAGCGUAUAGCAAGAAUCUGAGGCUGCAAAUGGGCCGGUGUCCUGUUCGGGCCAUUUUCCCCGAGGCUCUCGCCCUGCUGGAGAAGAAGCAGGACAAACUUGGGUUUAUGUUCGACCGCAUAAUGCCAUUGAGCGAGGCGGUUGAAGGAUAUGCAUUGUUCGAUCAGAUGAAAGUCCAAAAGGUCAUUUUCACUCCUUGA
Colletotrichum orchidophilum is the source of this 1071-nucleotide messenger RNA. RefSeq names its product alcohol dehydrogenase GroES-like domain-containing protein. The record is from RefSeq and is a predicted model, not a curated record. NCBI's taxonomy places the organism in Eukaryota, Fungi, Ascomycota, Sordariomycetes, Glomerellales, Glomerellaceae. Gene Ontology annotation, molecular function: zinc ion binding; oxidoreductase activity. Bases 1 to 1071 code for a protein of 356 amino acids. The transcript has 7 exons.